Molecule: messenger RNA, 3024 nt
Organism: Paraglomus brasilianum
Lineage: Eukaryota; Fungi; Glomeromycota; Glomeromycetes; Paraglomerales; Paraglomeraceae
Source: the annotation of a GenBank genome assembly
AUGGAAGAACAAAUAGAACAGGCUGUUGCUUGUGCUCUAAGUUCCACUGCAGAUCCAAGCCUGAAAGCUCAGGCUAUUAAAUACUGCCAAGACUUGAAAGAAUCUCAAGGUGGAUGGCAACCGUGUCUGUCAUUAUUUAUGCAUAUACCAAAAAGUACUCCUGAGGCUCGCAUGUUUGCUUUGGAUGUUGUUGAACACGCUCUUAAGAAUAGUUAUGAAGACGUUGACAAACAACAAGUGAUGUUAAUACGAUCUACAUUGAUGGAUUAUGUAAAAAGAGAAUACACAGGAGAACUAGGAAACAAUCAGGAAUCUGUCGAGCCGUCAUUUUUAAAGAAUAAAUUCGCUCAUACGAUAACUCUCAUCUUUGUCAAAUCAUAUCCAUCCAUGUGGAACGAUUUCUUCGAUGAAUUCUUAAGUUUGCUUGCACCCAAUGGUUUAUCAACGAACAAGCGGAUUACAGACCUAUUUCUUCGAAUUCUACGUUCAAUUGACGAGGAAGUUGCUAGUCUAGUAGUACCUCGGGGGAAUAUUGAAGCAGCGCGGAAUGUUAUGAUUAAAGAUACUAUGCGAAAUGGUGACGUCCAGAAACUUACAACUGCUUUGUAUGAGCUGCUGAAAGAAUUUCAUUUACGCGAUGAAGGGAUUGUUAAUACAUGCUUGAGCUUGAUCGGGUUAUAUAUCGCCUGGAUUGAUAUCUCGCUUGUUGUAAACGAUGCGUACAUUCCCUUGCUCUAUCAGCUCUUGGGUGAAGAAGCAUUUCGCAAUGCUGCCUGUGAAUGUUUGACUGAGAUCGUCAACAAAGGUAUGAAACCAUUAGAAAAGCUCAGUUUGAUCCAAUAUCUAAAUUUGACGGAUGUUUUGGGGAAAUUGGAUUUGAUUGUGCUGACAAGAACCUUCGCAUCCAAGGUUAGCGAUAUACAUUUUACGGAAUAUGUAGCAAAGUUAACCAAUGUGUUGGGGAUGGAAUUAUGUAAGAUAUUUGAAGAGACAGAAGGUAUAACAGACGCAACAGCGGCCUCUUACAGUCAAAUAGAAACUUUAAUCCCGUUCUUAUUAAAAUUUCUGGGGGAUGAAUAUGAUGAUACAUCGUCUGCGGUAUUUGGUUUUCUGGGGUCGUUACAAGGAGUCGUAAAGCUUACCAGCUCACAGCGAGAACUCCUUCACUCGCUAUUAAAUAUUAUUGUACUGAAAAUGAAGUACGAUGAAGAUACUGACUGGGGUGGAACAGAUGAGGACGGCGAGGAUGAAGCAGAGUUUGUCUGCAUGCGUAAGAGUUUGAAGGUCUACUUUGACGCAAUCCUAGUUCUCGAUGAGGAUCUUUUUACAUCUUACAUUCGAUCUGCCGUGAUUUCGACGUUGGAUAAUUACCACAAGAACGGAAAUGAAAUCGAUUGGAGGGAGUUGGAAUUAGCUCUACAUGUAUUAUACUUAUUCGGGGAAAGAGGAUCGAUAACCUUUGUUGUUAAACAAGGGAAUGAGAUUGUAGGAUUGACUCCUUUGGGUGAGAUGAUACUGAAGAUGAUCGAAAGCAACGUCUCAACAUACCCACAUCCCUCAAUACCACUCUACUUCUUUGAAGUUGCCACAAGAUAUUAUCAAUUUUUCGACUUCAGAACAGACUGCAUUCCAUCCGUGCUUGAGGCUUUUGUGGAUACACGAGGGCUGCAUCAUUCCAGUCGCCAGAUACGCAGCCGCUCGUGGUAUUUGUUUCUGAGAUUUGUUAAAGCAUUAAAGGCACACAUGAAUGGAUUUGUCGAUACCGUUCUGGCUAGCAUUCAGGAUUUGUUAAUUGUACAAACAGAGUUACUGCCGAACGAAGGUGCAACUGAUAUUUUAAGCAAAGAUAAAGCUAUGACGGGCAUCUUCAAUGAUCAGAUUUAUUUAUUUGAGGCUACUGGCAUUCUAAUUACUGCUGAAUCCGUUUCACCUGAAAGCCAACUGAACUACGCAGAGGCUGUAAUCAAUCCGCUACUGUCUGAUAUCCAACAGAAUCUCACAGAUUUAUCAAGUCAUAAAGAUAAUUUAUCUAUAUUACAAAUACAUCACUCGAUAAUGGCCAUUGGCAGCUUUGUCAGGGGCUUUCCAGACUCCUUAAAAGGACUAUCUCAUACAACACAAUGGAAGGUGUUUCUCAAUCGAGUAACAGAAGCCAUUCUAGUCGUCCUCGAAGAAUUGAGUGAAUAUCAGAUCAUUCGAGAUGCGGUUAGAUUUGCAUUCGCUCGUUUGGUGAAAGCAUUGGGAACGGAUGUUCUUCCUUAUUUGCCCACUUUGAUAAACGCUUUGUUACGAGACAAUCAGAUAUCGGAACUAUUAGAUGUAUUGCCGUUCAUAGGACUUAUUGCUCAUAAAUUUAAGCCAACCAUCUUUAAUACUAUAAACGAUUUGACGUUGCCACUUGUAGAAAAAGUGUUUACCUGUCUUAAUCAAGCACCGUCUGGAACGGAUGAAACAAGGCUAUUAAUAGACCUUCGGAAGGCAUAUCUUAACUUUGUACUUGCAUUAUUUAACAGUAGGAUGGAAGCUGUGUUUGUCAGCGAAUUAAACCAACCAAUUCUAGAAACCUUUCUUCAAUUUAUUAUCCACUGUGCUAGCGAUCCCUCUGAUAUACCAACGGUUAAGGCAUCAUUUAACAUUCUCGCAAGAGCCAUAAACUCUUGGGCCAGCAAUGAGGAGGCAAUAGAAAGAACUUCAGAAUCAGUUGAACCAGAUCGACCAUUGCCUGGGUUUGAAAAGUUUAUGUAUGAACAUAUACUGCGCGUGUGUUUUGAAUUGCCAUUGAAACCAGAAUUUAAUCUCAACGAUGCGCAAUCUGUUAUGGUAUUAUCUGAAAUAACUAACAUACAAAGAGCGAUGUUAGCUAAACGCCCCACCGAAUUUCCAAAAUACCUGACGUCCGUUUGGUUUCCGUCUAUCCAAUGCCCUCCGGAGCUUGCUGAGGAGUAUAUAAAAGCUCUACGAGAACCAAACGCCAGAGUGUUUAGGAAGUAUUUCCAGGCAUUCAUCCAUCGCUCUAAAUCAUAG